CUGAUGUGCAGCAGUUGGACCCUUCAGGCCUUUCUGAGUCUUUUAGUUGUUAAAACUCAUCACACUGGCUCUUAAUUGUUUAUUUUAUUUAAUCAUUUAUUUUACUGUACUCAUCUUUUAAAAUAUUUUAUUCCAUCUUCUAUUUUUUGUAUUGUUUCUAUCAAAUUCUUAACUAAUUUGAGAUCUGUUUUACUUGUUUUUAGAAAACGUUAGAAAACUGAGUUGUUGCACAGAAUUUAUUAAAACACUAUAAAUAUUAAAGUGACGAUCUAAAGACAAAAGGGAAGUUGCCGCUCAGCAGGGAAAGACCAAUUUAAUUUAAAUAGCUGCGUCGGUACAACUUUGUACACAUACUGAUGUCACGUGGGGUUUGAUAAGCAACUGACACACCGGAGCCUCCUUAUCAUUUCUGACCAGACCGCACGAUGGGAAAAGCAGCGAAGAAGAGCAGAGCUGGUUCCAGGACCGGAGCGUCAGGCAGAAGCCUGUUUGGGAAGCCCUUUGAUGGAGGGAAGAGGAUGGACCAUGGCGGCUCGCAGCAGCAGCAGCAACAUCCAAUGGAGCAGCAGCAGCAGCCGUAUCAUCCGCAGCAUCCGGCCAUGAUGCGUCUGUACGAGGUGCAGAAGGAGGUGGCCUCUCUGGGGCCGCAGGUCUGCACCUUCAGCGGCCUGCAGAACGACCGUGAGUACAAGCGUCUGGAGCGCGACCUGACCCGGCUGCUGCUGGAGGUGGACCAGGUGGACACGGAGGGCAAACUGGAGCUGCAGGGGGGACGAAAGCGAGCGGCACAGGAGGUGGAGGGCCUGCUGCGCUACCUGGAGGAGAACGCCACCCACCCGUCCCGUCUGGCCAUCGAGCAGCUGAGCAACGAGGCGCGACGGCUGGUGGACGAGCGCGUGGUGGCGCCGCAGCGUUCCGGCGGGGUGGCCGAGAUCAACGACGAGCUGGUGGACGCGCUGCAGCAGCUGGUGUUGAGGCUCACCCAGGUCAAGACCGAAGGGAGGGUGCCGCUCCGCAAAGCACGCUACCGGGCGCUGACACGCCUGUGCGCCGUGCAGGACGUGAUCGAAGGGCGCACGCAGCAGCAGACCCUCUCGCUGCCGCUGUCGGGGGACACCCACGAGGCCGUGCACUGCAUCAACCAGGUGAUGGUGAAGGUGAGCGUGGCGCGCAGUCAGCUGGUGGCUCUGCUGAUGGGCCUGAGCGGGAGGGACAGCUGCGCCCACCUGUCACGCAUCCUGACGGAGAUGCAGGUAGAGCUGGACGCUCUGGAUGUUUCCGGGAACGCGGCGAUCAGAAAUUACCGGAAACAGGUUGUGGAGGAGAUUAACGGGCUGCUGAAACAUCUGGACCUGGAGGGGGAGGGAGACGACACGCGCAGGUACGACUUGGCUCAGAACAACUCCAUCCGCGAGAUAGAGGCGGUGCGAGCUCACGUCUCCCACCUGCGAGAAGGCGUCCUGCGGCACUGCGCGAUGGGCGACCUCGGCUUCAGACCCAAAGCCGAGCUGCAGAGCCUCCUCACGCACCUGGACCAGGUGGACACGGCUAAGAACCCGUGUAUCAGAGAGGCCCGCCGCCGCGCCGUGGUGGAGGUCCAGGCCAUCAUCACCUUCCUGGACCUCCGCGAGGCCUUGGCCCGCCGUCAGCCGGGCCCCAGCGAGCACCCAUCGCACCGGGCCGUGUGGCUGGUCCUGGGGAGCCUGUCGGACCUCCAGGCCCAGGUUCUGGGCUUCGACGGCAAACGGGUCGACAAGAGCUACAUGAUGCUGGAGGAGCUGUUGACCAAACAGCUGCUGGCGCUAGACGCCGUGGACCCGCAGGGCGACGAGAUGACCAAGAUGGCGCGGAAGCAGGCGGUGAAGUUCGCCCAGAACAUUCUCAACUAUCUGGACAUGAAGACGGACGAGUGGGAGUAUUGAUUGAUUGAUUGAUUGAUUGAUUGAUUAAAAAACCCCAAACAAUCACAGUGGUAGCCGUGUUGCUAGGUGAGUGGACAUCGCUGCAGGAAUGAAAGGAGCUGAUAAUGUGUAUAAAUAAAAAAAAAAAAAACUGGUGCGUUAUCGUUCCACAGGCUGAACUCUGUAAAUAUUGACUCAAAUCCCCAGAAUGCACUGCAGCAGCGCUUUUCUUUUGUCUCUUUGUGGUAGUUGUGGCCGAAACCUGCUGAGAAGUCAACAACAAAGAACUCCUUUUGUGAAACACACUUUGAAAUUUUUUUGUGUGUGUGUGUGCUUUUUUGAAAAUUUUCUUUUUGAAUCUCCCGUAUGUAUGUAUGUGUAUGUGUGUAUGUAUGUGUGUGUGUGUGUGUGUAUGUGUGUGUGUGUGCGAGUUGUCGUCUGUUGUCGCCGUGUUAGUGUUUGGUUGAUGAAGCUUGCUGCCAAAGCACUAAAUAAUGCCUGUUAGAGUUGUCGUAUCCUCCAGACUGCACUUGAUAUUGAUAAAUUACCCGAGUGUGAUGGAUUACUUAGCAGGGGCUUCCCCCCUUCUGGCCUGAUUAAGUUGAGUGUCAGUUGUUAGUGGAGACAGCUAAUGUAUGUGUUAAAUACAGUGACCUAAUUUGGGAGAGUCGUCCACUGAUUGUUAUACCUGUCGGCCGAUUUUUAGGGUGUUAACAUGUCAAGAAGUAUCAAAAAACACCAAAUUAUAAGCGUUUUUUCCUUUUAUUUUGCUGCAGUUUGUAUCGAAAGAAUCAAAUUCGCUCCGAUUCUGUUUAGCAAAGCAGAUGGUGUGAACAAAUAUUAAACAGGAAGUUAAUUUAA
Molecule: messenger RNA, 2762 nt
Organism: Thunnus maccoyii (southern bluefin tuna)
Lineage: Eukaryota; Metazoa; Chordata; Actinopteri; Scombriformes; Scombridae
Gene: bag5
Product: BCL2 associated athanogene 5
Exons: 3
Coding region: 426-1922 (498 amino acids)
Biological process (GO): protein stabilization; regulation of inclusion body assembly; negative regulation of protein ubiquitination
Cellular component (GO): membrane; cytoplasm; nucleus
Molecular function (GO): protein-folding chaperone binding; adenyl-nucleotide exchange factor activity
Source: RefSeq, a predicted model, not a curated record